AUGAUACCGACUAGCACUGUCAGUCGACCGGUCGAAAUCGGCCUCCGUCUUACUGGAAUAUGGCCGAAUUCCUCGAUUUUCUUCAGAUUGCUUUGGACAUUGGUGAUGGGAACAGCACUGAUCUUCCAGUAUCAUUAUCUUCUAGUACACUUUAGUAUCAAGGAACUACCGAAUUUGAUAGAUGGUUUAAGCACUACUUUGCCGUACAAUCUUCUUUUCUUCAAGCUGAUUGUCCUGUGGAUUAAUAACCGAUUAUUCAUUGAUAUUCUGACGGCGAUGUCCAACGAUUGGAGCGAGUAUUCUAACAUGUACGCUAUGAUCGACAAGGCGAUCCUUGCGCAUCGCUACUCAAAAGUGACCAUCGGUGUUUACUCUACAGCGGUAUUGCUUUACAGUACCGCGUCUAUUAACUUUCGCAAACAGACCAACGGCAGUUGUCGAGAGUUGUUGAUAAAAAUGGAGUUGCCGUUCGAAUUUUGCAAUUCACCAAUUUACGAGAUCGUGGAGUGCGUGCAAUUUGUUCAUUUAAUGGCAGUUGCCUCCGCCAUAGGUAUGCUGGAUGCAUUUAUGGUUACUUUGUAUACUAGCAUGACUUCGAGUCAUUUAUUCAUCUAUAGAAAUGUUAUAAGACUGACCGGAUAUCCUUUGUCUUCACACAAAGCUCUCACAAGUUGCACAAUAGUGGGAGAUAUCCGCUUGCUUCCCUUGUGUCUGACAUGUCUGCUUAUAGCGCACCAUCUUUUUGACCGUUUUCUUGACUUGCAGUCGAUGGGCACAGAUGAAGGAGUCAAGAUGUUAGUGAAGACUUUGUUUUUUUACAUCGCUAUCAUUUUGGAGGCAUUUAUCUUCUGUUUCGCCGGUGAAUAUCUGAGUAAUAAGAGCAGAACGAUCGGCGAUGCCGUAUAUGAAUCUGUUUGGUAUACUCUCAAGCCUCGGGAUUGCCGCAUUCUACUACUUGUUAUAAUGAGAUCGCAAAGACGUCUGACAAUUACUGCGGGGAAGUUUAUGGAUUUAUCAUUGGAAGGAUUCACAAAUAGUUUGAAAGCCUCCGCGUCGUACGUAUCUGUUUUAUACGCAAUCAUGACGACUACAAGCACUGUUGCUCUCGUGGUGCAAAUCGGUCUUCGAGGAAUUGGAUUUUGGCCUAAUACGCCGUGCGCCCUGUUGUUUCGGUGUCUUUGGAUAUUGACCAUCGGCAUAGUGCAGACUCUCCAAUAUUGGUGGAUCGUUAUUCACUUUAGAACUGAUGAUAUGUCGCACUUGAUGGAUGGUUUAAGUGUCACCAUAGAGUACAGCGUAAUGUCCCUGAAACUGAUUAUUUUAUGGUUCAAUAGUCGUAUAUUUUACGACAUCCUAGCUGCGAUGGCUAUAGACUGGAGAGAAGCUACUAGCAGCGAAAUGCACAUCAUGAUGAGCAAGGCAAAUCUAUCACGGCGCAUUUCCAAUGUUAUCGUCGCGCUCCAUGCGGCAUCGUUUGUUUGCUUCGGCAUUGAGGUGCUUGCAUCCUAUACCGAUGAUUACGAUGAUGAUGAAAUUGAGACGCCUGUUCGCGUGUUCACACUGAAGCUACAACUUCCGUCGCAGUGCAACGAGUCGCCGCUGUACGAGCUUGUUACAGGGCUGGAAUUCUUUCAUCAAUUGGUAGCUUCCACUACGACCGGUGUACUUAACAGUCUGCUCAUCACGCUAAUUCUUCAUACGAGCGGUCAAAUAGAGAUUUUAUGUGAUAUAUUAAAGAAUAUCUCUUCCGAAAUGAACAAUCAACAAUUAGCUUUCAGUAUGAAGGAAGUGAUUGGCAAGCAUCAGAAAAUCAUCACGUUUUCAGAUAAAAUUGAAAAAAUCUUUUCUUAUAUAGCGCUAAUUCAAUUCAUGUCGAGUACAUUGCUAACCUGCUGCAUAGGAUUCACGGUCAUAACGUCAAUCGACACGCAAGAUUCGGAUACGGUUGAUGGCACGGCACUAAUGAAAGCUGUAGUGUUUUAUAUAGCUGCUGCAGUGGAAGCAUUUAUUUUCUGUUUUUGCGGAGAAUACCUCACUGCCAAGAGCAAAAUGAUCGGCGAUGCAGCGUACAAAUCAGUUUGGUACGACUUUGCACCCAAGGAAAGUAAGCUCGUCUUGUUUAUAAUAUUGAGAUCACAAAGAAGACUUACCAUUACUGCUGGAAAUAUGAUGGACUUGUCGCUAGAGGGAUUCACGAAUAUUUUAAAGGCCUCUGCUUCGUAUGUGUCAGUAUUGCACGCGAUGUAUUGAAGUUCAAAGGCAAGCCGUUAGCGUAU
Messenger RNA from Acromyrmex echinatior (Panamanian leafcutter ant), 2276 nucleotides. Its product is annotated as 4-vinylanisole receptor-like. The record is from RefSeq and is a predicted model, not a curated record. NCBI's taxonomy places the organism in Eukaryota, Metazoa, Arthropoda, Insecta, Hymenoptera, Formicidae. Gene Ontology annotation, biological process: sensory perception of smell; detection of chemical stimulus involved in sensory perception of smell. Gene Ontology annotation, cellular component: plasma membrane. Gene Ontology annotation, molecular function: odorant binding; olfactory receptor activity.